Molecule: messenger RNA, 1152 nt
Organism: Caenorhabditis remanei
Lineage: Eukaryota; Metazoa; Nematoda; Chromadorea; Rhabditida; Rhabditidae
Exons: 7
Coding region: 1-1152 (383 amino acids)
Source: RefSeq, a predicted model, not a curated record
AUGAAUUCACGUGCGAAAGCCCUAAUUUUUUAUGGAGCUUUGAGUACUAUUAUAUUGGUUGUGUUGGUUUUUCAAUUUGAUAAGGUAUCUUACAGUCCAUCACUUUCUUCGAACCUUUUCUCCGCCUCGAACAUUGAAUUAUGGAACCGUUUUAGUAGACCUCAAGCAAUAGGUGACGCUGAAAAAGUAGAAAAAGUAUCGAUCGACAAAAAUUGUGAAUGCAUAUCCAAGAAGACACAAAAGUCUUAUGAUUUUUGCUAUAAGAAUCCCAAGAACGCAUCUCUAAUUGGUCGAAAGUUUAACUGCAGUUAUCUAAAAAUAUUAGAGGAUUUGAAACUUGUCGACGCCCCGGAUCAAUCUUUAGUGGAUCUUGCUAAUCCAGAUAGAAACGAAACUAUUUUUGUAUCAGCGAUAUCAGACAAUCAUUUUGGAAAUUUUAAGGAAAUGUACAAACUAAUCAAACAACAUUGGCCGAAUCAAAAAGUCAUCCUUUAUUCCUUAGAGCUAUCAGCUAUCUACAUUAAAAAACUGAAAACCGAGCGAAAUGUCGAAGUUAGGGAAUUCGACACCUCGAAGUAUCCGAAACAUGUCAAGAAUUGGGCGGAGUAUCGGUUCAAAGCGUUAAUUUUAGCGGAAGCAAUCCGUGAUUUUCCUAAUUUCUGGUGGACAGAUUCUCAUAAUCGAUGGAAUCGACCGAAACCGCUUGCACAGUUCUACGGAGAGAUUGCAAAAUGUAUGGGAGACGUGGAUUGCGACAAGAAGUCAUCGAUAUUCAUGUUUGUCAAUGCAUCGCAUAGCAACUAUGCAGUUCUCACUGAUGGGCUACUCGACUAUUUCCCCACUUAUGGUGUCAACACUUUGAAAUAUAACGAUAAAGGGUUACAGCUAUCCGCUGCAUUCGUGUACCUUGCCAGGACACCACAGACACUAGAGAUUUUGAAAUGGCACACUCUCUGUGCUCUUGAGGAAAGAUGUAUGAAUCCACCGUCAGCUAAACAGAAAUGCGACCGAGAACCACAAUGGGAUAUAUAUGCAGGAUGCUUCCGGUACGAUCAGUCUUCUCUCAAUCUGCUGAUGUUCAAUUUGUUUCGAGACCAUAAUCAUUAUUUUAUGGAUGCUGGAGAGAUUUCGAGAACUUAUAGUCAUUAUUAA